This is a messenger RNA of Cajanus cajan (pigeon pea), 449 nucleotides long. Its product is annotated as peptide deformylase 1A, chloroplastic. Gene Ontology annotation, cellular component: chloroplast; mitochondrion. Gene Ontology annotation, biological process: peptidyl-methionine modification; N-terminal protein amino acid modification. Gene Ontology annotation, molecular function: peptide deformylase activity. Lineage: Eukaryota; Viridiplantae; Streptophyta; Magnoliopsida; Fabales; Fabaceae. The record is from RefSeq and is a predicted model, not a curated record.
GUUGUCGAAAAUUGUGAAUGCCGGAGAGGCAGAUUGGAAUCCCAUUAAGGAUUAUUGUUUUGGAAGAUAAAAAACAAUACAUGACUUACAAGCAAGAGGAAGAGUUAAAAGCACAAGAUAGAAGACCUUUUGAUCUUUUGGUCAUCCUCAACCCCAAGCUCAAGUACAACACCAAUAGAACUGCACUCUUUUUUGAAGGCUGCUUGAGUGUGGCUGGAUACUGUGUUGUGGUAGAGCGGUACCUUGAUGUUGAAGUUGCAAGUUUUGAUCGUUACGGUGAACCCCUCAAAAUAAAUGCUACUGGUUGUCAGGCCCGGAUCUUACAACAUGAGUGUGAUCACCUGGAUGGAACACUGUAUGUUGAUAAGAUGGUACCUAGAACUUUCAGAGUUCUAGAGAACAUGUAUAAGCCUCUCGCCCAUGGGUGCCCCAAACUUGGCCCCCGCUAA